Molecule: messenger RNA, 1393 nt
Organism: Solanum dulcamara
Lineage: Eukaryota; Viridiplantae; Streptophyta; Magnoliopsida; Solanales; Solanaceae
Product: protein MULTIPLE CHLOROPLAST DIVISION SITE 1
Exons: 5
Coding region: 85-1143 (352 amino acids)
Biological process (GO): chloroplast fission
Cellular component (GO): chloroplast inner membrane; chloroplast
Source: RefSeq, a predicted model, not a curated record
AGUUCGAUAUGUUUUCUCUUUGUUUUAGGAGGGACUUUGAAUCUGAAGCCCUAAUUUUGACAGGCAUUUCAGAUAAGUGAAAAAAUGGCAGCUUCAAUUUGGAGUCUACAACUUCAUACCGUCUCAGUUCCGCUUCGAAGUCCAGUCAACUUCAGAACCGAUUAUUUGUUGGAUUAUGCAUUCCAGAGGUAUACUAAUAGUAGUACUAGGAAGAGGACCUUCAAGAAGCUUGACGUAGUUGCCAAUGGUGAUGCCAAGAAUUCGAAGAAUCUUCCACACCAAGUUAUGGUUGUCAAGUCCGACAAGCCGAGUUUACCUCUUCUACUACAACACGCUGUUACCAAAUUACAAGAGAGCGUCAAAUCUCUCCCUCCCGCUUCCCUCCUGGUAAAGAAACAUUCUGGUGCUAGUGUAGCAAUUGCACUAUCUAUUAUGGUCACCAUGCUGGUUAUUAUGGUGAGGAGUUAUGUUGCAAAAAGGUCAAGACGCAACCGCCCUGGGUCUGUAGCUGAUCUUGUCAGGCGGGGGCAGUUAAGAUCUGAUAGAAGAGGCAUAUCAAAUCCUCUUAAAUACGAUGACCCAUUCAAUAAUCCAUUAGUUAAAGUCAGCAAGAGCAAUUCAACGGUAGAGAUGUGUGGGCAAGUGUACCGUUUGGCACCAGUAACUCUUACCAAGGAGCAACAAGCUGUCCAUCAGAAGCGGAGGUCACGUGCAUAUCAGUGGAAGAGACCAACAUUGUUUCUUAGAGAAGGUGAUUCAGUGCCUCCUGAUGUGGAUCCUGACACUAUCAGGUGGAUUCCUGCAAAUCAUCCUUUUGCAACUACUGCAAGUGAAAUUGAUGAGGAUCUCGCACAAACUAAUGUUUACCAGAAGCACGGUGUUCCAUUCCGUAUUCAGGCAGAACAUGAAGCUCUGCAGAGAAAGCUUGAAGCACUCCAAAGUGAGCAAAAACUUGGUAAACUACUUAUAGAUCCUGGGGCUGCAGAAGAUUUUGAGAGGCCAUUCAAAACGCGACUAAAGACAGAGGAGCAGCUGGAUCAAGGCCCAAAUAACCGGCAAAUGGGCUCCAAUGGUUCAGAAUCAGAGGGUGCUCGUGAUUCAUAUGUUAACAAGCAUAGUUCUGAAGAAAUGGAGAAACCCUAGAUUUGUUUCAAUACUUUACUGUAAAUUCUGUUAGAAAUUUUCAGUCUUGACGUUACUGGAUUCUGACAGCCAUCAGAAAUGAGACUGUAAAUAUAAGUUUUUUUUCCUUUGCAGCCAAGUGUGUCUACCUGUAGUAGUAAACUUCACUUCUGUAACUUUUGCGUAUUCCCUCGACUCAGCUUUGAAACCAAUGGCAUGUCACCUCAGGUUUGUUUUAGUUAAUAAUACUAAAUUCCCUUGUGGUUUGAAA